UAGCUUUCAUCAAUUUGAAUAAGGCUACACAAUUCAACAAGUAGUAAAUCAUGUUAACCUAUGGUUUAAUCAAGAAACUGACUUUAUUUCAGCCUAUUGAUUGAAGUAAGUGACAUGUCUGAAACAUGCCACUUAACUCUUUACCACUGUAUAAACUUUUCAACUUUUUUAUGACGUCAUAUGACGCAAGUGUUUUUUUUAAUCACCUCCAUAUCCAACACUGCCAUACAUCACGUUAACUGAACAUUCACAUUACAAAUAGAAAUCCAUUUCCUUUAGCAAAUCACAGAACGGUGCUCUGCUGCCAUCUGGUGGACUUUCUGUUGUACUGCAGAUCCAAACAGCAGUUUCCAGGUGGGCCUUAAAGUUUUAUUCAAGUCCUUCCUAAGUCCAAGCCAUUCAUCCGUGGGCGUGUGUGUUAACUGAGACAGAGGUAUGACCUGAUGACAAUACGCAACAUGACAGUGCUGCUGUUUCCUCUUCAUGUUGUUUUCAACAUGCAGCUCCACCCAGUAGGUAGGGCAAAUAGGUGAAGCAGGUUCAGCAACAGUUGGAACCAGAUUUGCACCUCAGUCUUGAUCCUUUGUGAGAGUAUGGGAGGAGGGAUUGUUUCUGUUCUUAGUUUCAAAUGAAACUCCAACAUUCGGAGAAACUAGGCAUGCACGGCAGUGAUCGAAGACUAGUGCAAGUUCUAGGGCUCAGCGGGAGCUUCUAGUCCCAUUUUGGAUUAAUUUGAAUGUUUUUGGAGAACUUUUGACCCACACUAGUUUUCGAAAAUGGAUAGAUUUGCAUUGGCAGCUAUAUGGACUAAGAAUGGGGUUAUCUGCAUGACUUUUUUACUUUUUCUUUGCUGCACCACUGGAAUAUGUGAACCCAACGAACCAACACCGACAGAUUCAACAAACUUGGAAACUGCCAUACUUUUGCCAGAUGACCCUGAGGAUCCUCAAGCUUAUCCAGAGGAGGAAAAGGUCAGCAACCUCCCUGUGUUUACAAUGGACUACACUCGCAUCCAGAUCCCCUUUGAAUUUACCCUGUGGAUAUUGCUGGCUUCCUUCUCCAAAAUCGGUUUCCACGUUUACCAGAAGAUCACCAUCUGGAUCCCAGAAUCAUGCCUCCUCAUCGGCAUCGGCCUCAUAGUCGGGGGCAUCAUGCACUCGGUGAAGGAGGAGCCCCCCGCCGUUCUCACCUCCAACGUGUUCUUUCUCUACAUGCUGCCCCCCAUCGUCCUGGACAGUGGCUACUUCAUGCCCACCAGGCCGUUCUUUGAAAACGUUGGGACGGUGGUGUGGUACGCCGUGGUGGGAACGUUGUGGAACAGCAUCGGGAUUGGUCUCUCCCUCUUUGCCAUCUGCCAAUUUGAGGUGUUUGAUCUUCAGAACAUCAAUCUGCAGGAGAACCUGCUCUUUGCUACCAUCAUCUCCGCUGUGGACCCUGUGGCGGCUCUCAACGUCUUCGAUGAUGUGGGAGUCAAUGAGCAGAUCCACAUAGUUAUUUUCGGAGAGGGCCUCUUCAAUGAUGCCGUCACUGUGGUCCUCUACAGCAUGUUUGCCUUUCUGGCCGACAUGCCGGCCAUCGACUCCGUGGACGUGUUCCUGGGAGUGGCCCGCUUCUUCGUGGUGGGCGUCGGCGGCGUCCUACUCGGCCUCCUGUUCGGCUUCGUGGCGGCGUUCACCUCCCGCUUCACCAACAAGGUGCGGGAGAUCGAGCCCCUGUUCGUCUUCAUGUACAGCUACCUGGCCUACCUGGUGGCCGAGCUGUUCGCCAUCUCCAGCAUCAUGGCCAUCAUCACAUGUGCCAUAACCAUGAAGUACUACGUGGAGGAGAACGUUUCCCAGAGGUCCUGCACCACCAUUCGCCACGUUGUCAAGAUGCUGGCCACCGUCUCUGAGACGCUCAUCUUCUUCUUCCUGGGUGUGGUAACCAUAACUACUGAGCAUGAGUGGAACUGGGCCUACAUCCUGUUUACGCUGCUUUUCGCCUUCCUGUGGAGAGGACUCGGUAUCCUGGUUCUGACCCAGAUCGUUAACCCCUUCCGGACCAUCCAGUUCACUGUGAAGGACCAGUUCGGCCUGGCCUACGGAGGCCUGCGAGGAGCAAUCUGCUUCGCCCUGGCCUUCACGUUGGGGGAAAACAUCAACAGGAAGAACCUGUUUGUCACAGCUUCAAUAGCCCUCAUCUUAUUCACAGUUUUCGUCCAAGGCAUCAGCAUCCGGCCCAUAGUUGAGUACAUAAAGAUCAGACGGACCAAUAAAGAUCUAAACACUAUUAACGUGGAGAUCCACACCAGGACGAUGGAGCACCUUAUCUGUGGCGUUGAGGACCUGUGUGGACAGUGGGGCCACUACUACUGGAAGGACAAGUUUAAAAAGUUCAACGAUCGCAUUUUGCGACGCAUCCUGCUGCGAGACACGCGAUCCGAGUCGAGCAUCGUGUCUCUGUACAAGAAGCUGGAACUUCAAAACGCCAUUGAGCUCCUGGACACGACGAUGGGAGACAUCAGUGCAGCUCCAUCAGUUGUUUCCCUACAGGACGAGUUGAUGGAGGCAUCUCGGCCGAAGAAGAAGUUCCUGACUGGGGACAUUAGGAAAAUGCAUGACAUCCUGUCCAAGAAUAUGUACAAAAUUCGACAAAGGACCACGGCCUUCAGAGGCAAAAACACCCUGCAGGAUAACAACCACGCCAGGGAGAUCCUGAUGCGCCGCCACGCUAGCAUCCGACGCAGCCUCCAUGGACAGAGUUUCCGUGAGCAGCCAGUACAGAACGUCUCCAAGUCUCUAAAGUAUUACUCCCUCCAACCUGGUGGAAAUCUGGAUUCUGCAUUCCCCCUCAGAAGACGGAGUCGGGGUAUUCCUGAGGAGGAUCACCUGCAGACCUUUGGCGCGUCUCCACGCUCCUCAUCCCGCUCUCUAAUCCCGAUGACCACUCUGAAGACCAUCAAAGAACAGGGGAGUAGUGGGGCACCAUCAUCUCCGUCCGUGCACCCUCUGGAGCCAUCUUCUGGAGAACACCACCUGGAUGAGGGGUUUUCAGGCCAGAGCCUCAGAGGACGCAAAGCACCAGUCGCUACACCGAGGAGACGCAGCUCAAAUCGAGAUGACGAAGACGAGGACAAUGGAUUCUCUGAAAACCAAGCAGCAGGGGCUGAACAGCCUCCACCUCCUCAAGGCUGGGUCCCAGAAGUCAGGGAUCCAGGAGCAAACGAGGCUGGAAACCCUUUACUCAGACAGUCAGCACAUGGGUCCCAGCGCUCAUGGAGAACGUGACUUCCUGACACGCUGACCUCGUAUUUUGGACACAAACGAAUCCUUCCACUCCAGUUGAUGUAAAACCUGCUGCAUGUGCAACGUUUACAUGUUUAAAUCAAAAAUAUCCCCCGGAAAUACAACGUAGCAGGCUGAAACCGGGGCUCUCCAGUUACUGACACUGUGUACUCACCAGAAUUUAUUUUUUUUGUUUCUGUUUUUUUUUAUAUGUACUCACACCUGUUAAUUUGUCACAAGUUAAAUUCUGAGAAGAAAUCCGUCCAUUUUUUGUGACACAUAAGCUUAAAACCUUACAAUCACCUUCUUUGUCCCUUCCUACGUCCUCCAUCAUUUAAAGGACAUAUCAUCGCUUUCAUAGUGUUUCAGUUUCAAUAUGUUUAAAUUUGUAGUUUAAAAAGUUCUAAGUUAUUUACAUGAGUAAAAGCGAGAAAUGUGUAAAAAAGUGAGAGGAGAAAAAGCUGUUGCCAUGGCAGCGCAGGAGGAUGCACUGGUAGCUGCUCCUAUCACGUCUGUAGUGUCAGAAUCCAUGAUUUCUUGUUUGAAAGAAGAACAGCAAGAAAUGCCUUGACUAACGUGACUGGCUGUGGUUUCUCAUGGCGGCUGCUGCUUACAUCUUUAUUUGAUACCGUGAUUGGCUAGAACCAACCUUUGGUAAUUGGGCACUAGAUGUCACCCAAUCAGCUCGGAGAGUUUUGCUGAAGGUCCCUCCUUUCCCCAAACGGAUUAUGAUGAGCAGAACGGAGAGCGCUAUACAUUAUCUAUCUGCCUUGCUAGGUUACUUUCUGACAGCACAUACAAAAAAAUGCAUAACAUGCAGUGGGAACUGAGAGACGCAAAGAUGCUUAUUGUUUAUUCUGCCUUUGGUGUCCAUGUGUAGCAGGAAAGUAGGGAUGAAUGACUAAAGCCCACCCCGAGAUACUGCCAGGAUACUAGCUCUAAGUCUGAAUCCUAUGAAGUACCAAUAGUCUCCUGCCUACAGCAGCAGGUGUGUGGUCAUCCCUCUGACUCACGGUCUGGCUUAGUUCCUGACUAUGAGGUUAUGGAGAUCUGACCGAACAGUAACACACUAACCUGAGGUCAAGCCCACGUAACCGUCUCCCUCAUUCUUGGCUGGUCAGAAGGGUGGGGUGCCCCUACUUCAGGGUAGCUUUGCACGUGGAACUCAUGAACAAUAAACAGCUGGAAUAAUGCAAACACUGGGGAUUUAUUUUGUACCCCAAUUGGAAACAGGAUGCACCAAAGUUUAACAAUAAAUCAGAUAGAAUUAUCCUUGAGAUAAAGUUUGUUUCACAAAAAAGCCUUUUGAAGAACUCAGAGUAGUGUCCUGACAGGAUACUCUUAGGCUUUAAAUGGCUUUAGGUGAGAUGAGGGCUGGAGGCCAGAGCAUCACUAAACCAACAUUCAACUUGAGAAAUGUCAAAACCUCCUGAAGCCGCUGUCGUCCUCUCACCUCAGUUCUCACCGCAGUUUUCGGCAGAUACUCACGGCUGCUGCAGCUUUUCUCUCUCUCUGCAAACUGCAUGCUAACGUUCUGUCUCUCUUUGUGCUCUCUGACUUCACCCAGUUUUUCUUCUUCCUCGCCAUUCCCUUUUUCAACCUCUCCCGCUUGGCCCGCCUCCUUGUUCCUCUGAUAGGCUACUCAGGCCACAUUGUUAGAGCCUUAUUGGCCACACACAAACUUUAUGUGCCCCUUACACAUGCACACCCCUUCUAAUGCCGCCCUGGGUAACUGCCCAGUUCACAAACUGCCUUUAACACAACGUCUAGCCAAAAGAAAAGAAUUAUCAGCUGCUUGUAGCUGCAUAAUUCUUAAAGCUUUCUCACAUAUCUUUUGUCAUAUAGUGUUCACUGUGCUGUUGAAGAGGCAUUGUCCAAAGGUGUGUGUAUAAUGCUCAUCUGGAGCCAACAAUUAAAAAAAAAUACUGUGACCUUAAGGAACUUCUAUAUAUUUUUUAUGUUUUUCUAUUAUAUUUUAAAUUUAGAGAGUAAAGAAUUAUGUCUGAAAACAGAUUUGUGAAAUAAAUGUAAUUUUAAAGUAGA
Molecule: messenger RNA, 5306 nt
Organism: Fundulus heteroclitus (mummichog)
Lineage: Eukaryota; Metazoa; Chordata; Actinopteri; Cyprinodontiformes; Fundulidae
Product: sodium/hydrogen exchanger 2
Exons: 13
Coding region: 777-3266 (829 amino acids)
Biological process (GO): sodium ion transport; proton transmembrane transport; regulation of pH
Cellular component (GO): membrane
Molecular function (GO): sodium:proton antiporter activity
Source: RefSeq, a predicted model, not a curated record